Messenger RNA from Phacochoerus africanus (Common warthog), 2522 nucleotides. RefSeq names its product rho GTPase-activating protein 7-like. The transcript is spliced from 5 exons. The record is from RefSeq and is a predicted model, not a curated record. Lineage: Eukaryota; Metazoa; Chordata; Mammalia; Artiodactyla; Suidae. The coding region runs from base 504 to 1898 and encodes 464 amino acids.
AGCUAGGAGGAAGUCAUCCAGUGGAGGCACAAGAAAGCAGAAAAGAUAAACAGAUGAGAGUUCACAACAUUUGAGUCGGAAGAAGUAUGCAGAUAUUGUGAGCUGCUUUAGAGAUGUGAUUCAGGGACCCUGUCCUGCUGGAUGGAAGCAGUUGCAAAUGGUUAAUGUCAGCAAGACUGUAAUAGGAUCAAGAUGGAGUCUGUCUUCUGCUUUUCCAGCACUGAUGUGUCUAACUGGAGGAUUCUGACUAGAGGUAAUGCUGCCUAUGCCAUGACACAAACUGCUUUAGUUCCGUGAAGGAUUCCUGGGAUCGGCGAGCUCUUGAAGAAAACGUUCCAUUUGCUGGAUUCCUGGGAUUUUACUUACAGAUCUUCUCAGGUGCAGAAAUGACAAAACUUACUCUCAUCUUCAAUCAGUGGUUGUGAAGUAAACUUUCAUCAAGUUUCAUCUCCUUUAGUCUCAUAUGGAAUGUAUCUCUCUAUCUGUAGUUAAACUAUGAUGACAUGUCUGUAGCUAUCAGAAAGAGAAGCUGGGAAGAACAUGUGACCCAAUGGAUGGGACAGCCUUUUAAUUCUGAUGAUUAUAACAUAGCAUGUCAUCAUGGACUAGUGGCUGACAGCUUGAAGGCAAGUAUGGAAAAAGAUGCAACUCCAAAUGUGGACCGCAAAGAGAGGUGUGUUUCCCUACCAGACUGCUGUCAUGGCUCAGAGCUGAGAGAUAUUCCUGGGAGGCCAAUGGGUCACAUUUCAAAGGAGGUGGGUGAACAUGACAGCCAUGAAGUUGAAGAUCAAUUUCUUUCCCUGGAGGCCAGCACAGAAACACUUGUGCAUGUUUCUGAUGAGGAUACCAACUCUGAUCUAUACCUUACAGAUGACAAACAGAUACUAACCACUCAAGGGCCUAAAACAUCAGACCAACAGAGCAUCAAAGGAACAGGCUCCUUAGUAAAGACACUUCCCAUCAUGGAGAGUAAUCAAGAUUCUUAUGACUCUUGGGAAAUGGCUGGUAGAGCUGAUUUAGUGUUGGAAGAAGAAAAGGGGGAGAGGAAAGUUGGUGACAUGGUGAGUAAAAGCCUGGAGCUUUGUAAUGAUAUAAGCUUAAGUGAAAUAAAAGAUGCAUCCAAAAUAAAUGAAUGCAAUUCUUUGAAUGUGAAAGAUAUUGUGCCAGAAAAGCAAUUGCUUAGUUCUGCUGUAAUUGCUCAGCAUCGAAGGAAAUCUGACUUCCCUAAAGAUGAACAUGAAAGAAACACCUGCAAUACAGUACAAGAUGAAUUCUUGGCUAUUCCUUCUACGGACACAGGACUACCAUUAUUAAAAACAGAUUCUGGAAGCUGCCUUCUGCAGCCUCCUUCUUGUGCUGGUGGAAUGUCAGCUGAAAAUGGCCUGGAGAAGAGUGGUUUCUCAGAAAAUCAAAACAAAAGUCUUCCAAAGGUCAGCUCAGGAGAUGGCAUGCAGUGUUUACACUUAAAGGAGACUCUGGCCACCCAGGAACCUGCAGAGAAUCAAGUCAGACUUCGUAAAAAGAAGGAAAUAAGAGAAGACCGAGAUAGGGCGAGGCUAGACUCAAUGGUGUUGCUAAUCAUGAAACUGGACCAGCUUGAUCAGGACAUUGAGAACGCUCUCAGCACCAGCUCUUCACCAUCCAGCACACCAACCAACCUGCGGCGGCAAGUUCCUGAUCUGGAAUCAGGAUCUGAGAGUGGAGCAGAUACCACUUCUAUAAAUCAGACACAAAUAAAUUUGCCUUCUAACACCGAGUCUACUGACCUACCAUUUUCCACCCCAGUAACCAGUUCUGGAACCAAGCCCAAGUCUACGGCUAUUCCAGGUAUUUCAGAGAAGGAAAAGGCUGGUAAGUUGACAUUGGUUGUGUUUUCACUUCUGUCUAUUUUAGAAUAAAAUUCCAUCUUCAUACAGACAUUUCAUUAAAUAUCUAAAAUGUAUACAUCUCGCUGAGUCUCUGGGAAAAUGUUAUUUUUGAAUUCCUAAAAAAAAAAAAAAAGUUUUUCUCAAAAUGUAAGAAAAACGGCUUUCUAAUGUAACAUUACAUCCUGUUAGAAUAAAAUGUGUACUUCUUGUAGCCUUAAUUGUAACUGCAGCUACAACUUUUUUUCCUUGAGGAAAAGAAUUAAAAGAAUUCAGUUUACUGAGAAGUGGUCUUUGGAGAUCUGUUGUUAAUAUUGUUGACCCUCCAUAUCCAGGGAAUCUGAAUCCACAGACUAAAACAGAGGUCAAAAAUAUUUGAAAAAUAAACCCCAAAAUUCCAGAAAGCUCCAAAAAACAAACCAUGAAUUAGUCACAAAGGUGACCAAUUACAUAUCUUUUACCUUGUACUAGAUAUUAUAAGUAAUCUAGAGAUGGCUUUAAAGUAUAAGGAGAAUGUGUAUAGGAUGAAUGGAGGUACUGUGCCAUUUUGUAUAAAGGACUCGAGCAUCCAUGGAUUUUGGUACCCACCAGGGAGUCCCAGAGCCAAUUCCCUCCAGAUACUGAGGGAUGAAUGUAAUUAUCAAGAUUUUUUUUUAA